Messenger RNA from Boeremia exigua, 2171 nucleotides. RefSeq lists its product as uncharacterized. Lineage: Eukaryota; Fungi; Ascomycota; Dothideomycetes; Pleosporales; Didymellaceae. Gene Ontology annotation, cellular component: site of double-strand break. The transcript has 2 exons. Bases 108 to 1997 code for a protein of 629 amino acids. The record is from RefSeq and is a predicted model, not a curated record.
AUGGUUUAUCAUGAAUGCCGAUUUUGCGAAACACACAGUCUUCUUGAAGCCUCUGGCUGAUAUGUUGACACCCAACGACUACCUCUUCCACAUUAACAACCGACAUCAUGUUGACUGAUAGCAUGCGGCGCGAAGAAGGCGCGGUUCGUGAACCGCAGCCAAUGCAUACACCACAGAAAUCCAGGGCGCGUUCCUUCUCCGACAGUACCCCAAAAUUGGAACCGUCACCCAAAUUCUUGGAGCCAACCAGGUCAUCCAAGGAUGACCACAACGUUGUCGCCAGCCCUAGUACCCCGCGUCGGCCUGACUUCCUCGCGAGAGGGCUUUCACUGCAGAUGCCACAGCGGGAGCUGCCCAUGUCCAGUCCUGCACACUUCGCGGCACGGGUCCCUCUGUCACCGCAACUCGACGCUCAUAACACGUACGCUUCGCCGGCGUCGCUGCUGCCGCGGCGUUCACGGGGUGCUGAAUUCUCGAGAGCCUGCACCCACCUCCACCACUCGACGCUACCUGACCAGUCAUCGCCUGACUCCUCGCCCACAAUCACACAGAAGGGGAUUAAAAUCCCCUCGAGAAAGCCUCGCGCCAAUUCCAUGAUCAUGGAGUCUCCCAACAUUGGCGCGCACGGCGGCUGGAGCAACAGCGGUAGAACUGCUCCAUCGAGCUCAGUGGGCAGCAUCAAUAUGUUGGGGUCCGAGGACUCAAGCAGUUCUUCCGAUGAGCUCGAUCCUUUGGACCCUGAUGACACCGACGAUCCCAUGAUCAUGACCCCGCAGGCUGCGAAGACACACAACAUCUUUAACAAUGUCAAUAACAGCCCUUUCGCAAACAUGUUUUCCACGAAUGGCAUACCCAACUUCAUGAGCAUACAGAGAGCCAGGCUGCGCAAAGGAAGAAGUCGGAAGAGUUCGAGCUCAGCAAGUGGUCACAGCUCCCUCGCAAGCCCUGGCGGACCAGCGUCGCCGCCGAACGGCAAAAGUGAAGGCUACUUCUCAAGAGAGUCCGUCCUACGCCGCGAAGGGACUCGACGGGAGAGUCUUUCACUCUUCACUAACGAUCUACACAUCUCUUCUGGCAACGACAGUGGAGACGAAGCUAGCACAAUGCCACAGACACCUGGCGUCAUUCGCAGGGCCGUAACGCGCAGGGGAAACCUCCUGCCGAAGUCGAGGCAAUUCGGUCGCAUCAAGGCGGAGCUGUUCGAUGAGUCAGCACCAGUCGACAGUGAGACCCGACGCGAAGCUGAGAUCAUUCGACAAGUACGAGAAAGCGACACAGACAUCGAGCGGUCGUCUAUGACGGCUCAGUCGUCACCCAGUCUACUACCUGCGGUGCCGGGCUUAGAUGGUCCGCUGGAGGGCGUACCUGAAGAAGAGAGCGAAGAGAGCAUGAGCCUGGAUGGAUCUACGACGAAGGGCUUAUUUGGCAUAUUUGGCUCGCUCAAUACUGGCCGAAGUUCAAUUAGCACCGACUUUUGGAAUCAUCGCCUGGCUCAAACCCCACCACCACCAUCGGUCCGCCGCGCGGAGUCCUCAGCGAUGAGCGAGGAUAUGAACAUGGACUCUCCUAUUAUUUCAGCAAAUAACGGCAAUGGCAUGCCGGCACCCGAUCAAAGCGUCAACCUUGGCUGGACCUCUCGAGCAUCAACACCACAGUCCAUGAAUCCUCCCACCGCCGCAGACGGAUUAAAGAAGUCUAAUAAGCGUCGACGCGAUGACGAUUUCGACGAGCAAUCUCUAAAGCGACGUGCCGUCUCACCUGGCUUGAGUGUGCACAACAGUCCUGUGAUCUCGCAAUCACCAAGUCAGCGCGACGGUAGCCUUUGGGGCACAUCGACAAAAGCAAGCCGAGAGACAUCGAUCAGUGGACAAUCAAACGGCGAGCGAUCGAACAGUGGAGGAAGUAUGAGCAUGACACCUACGUUGGGCCCUAAGCGCGUCGGGUUGCAGGGCAUGACGGACACCAGCGAUGGCCUCAUGAAGAUGAGCAUCGAGUAGGUUGUCGUUGCACGACUUUCCACAAUCUUUGUAGAUACCCUUUUUGAGCAUCGGGGUUCAGCGCGGCGUUCAGGGUGGGACAUUGCUCAUGCAUCGUGCAGUGCUUCAAGGCAGCAACUCAUUGUUCCAAAUAUACCCUUUUACUGUAUCGAAUGACAUUCAAUCAUCAACCAC